Messenger RNA from Mizuhopecten yessoensis (Yesso scallop), 1843 nucleotides. Its product is annotated as FMRFamide receptor-like. Gene Ontology annotation, cellular component: membrane. The record is from RefSeq and is a predicted model, not a curated record. Gene Ontology annotation, molecular function: G protein-coupled receptor activity. Gene Ontology annotation, biological process: G protein-coupled receptor signaling pathway. Bases 491 to 1675 code for a protein of 394 amino acids. The transcript has 2 exons. Lineage: Eukaryota; Metazoa; Mollusca; Bivalvia; Pectinida; Pectinidae.
ACCGAACAAGAGGACUCGACUCAACCAUUGUGAUUGGUCAGUAGGAUUGGUCAGUGUGAUUCACUGGUGAGUGCUUUGGUCAACUAACAACAGGCCCAGUAAUUAUAGCCUGCAAACUUGUUUUUAGACUUGAGAGUACACACUGACUGGCUGAGAAGUUCCGGGGAUGCUGUAGUUGUGUGAGGAGCCAAAGUUGCUGCGAUGAGUAGAGAGCACUGUUAAAGUUUUACAAGGUUAAGGAAGCCCAGUUACACAUUGUCGACAGACAACAACAGGAGUGAAAGACUUACAGGACACAACGUUCAGUUACACACUGUCACCAGACAGCAACUGGAGUAAAAGACUUACAGGACACAACACUCAGUUACACACUGUUACCAGACAGCGACAAUAUCACCUGGAUUUACCUAUGUGAUCUGAAGUGAUAUGCCUGGCAGAAAUAGUUUUCUUAAUUAGCAGAUUUGAUGAACUGAGUUUCCAAAAAGCCAAAAUGGAAGAAAACUGGUUAUCUGACCUUGACCUUGACCUCAACACCACAAUUAUGUUUGACCUUAACAGGUCAGAGGAGAGUGGGGCUGAAUACAACUGUGACACAGAAUCAUCAAUAACAUUUCAGUUCUACACGUGGGGAGUGUUGGCGAACAUCAUAACAGUGUAUGGCAUUGUGGGUAACGUAUUGUCCAUACUGGUCUUACGACACCGUAUGAUGCAAAGCUCGACGUCUAUUUAUUUGAUUUCGCUGGCAGUUUAUGACACAGGAGUGUUACUGUCCAUGUGUCUGUUUCUGGCCCUGCCCACCCUUUACCUAGAGAAGGGUCUCCUGGAGGAUUACUACUACGCCUACAAGUACAUGCAUCCAUUCUGUUACCCUAUUGCACUUGUCGCCCAGACCGGCACCAUCUACACCACCCUAGCGUUUACUGUGGAGCGCUACAUCGCUGUAUGUCAUCCUCUGAAGGCGGCCAACACCUGCACCAGGUCACGUACAAAGCGUGUCAUUGUGCUGAUAUUCUUGUGCUGUGUCAUAUACAACAUCCCAAGGUUCCUUGAGUCGGAGACUAUAGAGGUCUGGAACGAGUAUUACAAUCGCACUGAGCCACAAAUCCAACAGACAGAGCUGGGAACAAGUAAAGCGUACAAAGAGGUUUACUUCAUCUACUUACAACUGUUUAUCAUGUUCUUAUUUCCAUUCUCAUUCUUGGCAGUACUCAACAUGCAACUGAUCCGCGCAGUCAAAGUUGCUCAAUUUACUCGUCGUCAGAUGAGCGUAGGCAGCUCAAAAACGCCCAAAGCUCCAACAAAGGAACCCAAUCUCACAAUUAUGUUGAUUGCAGUUGUCAUGGUGUUCCUCGUGUGCCAGUUACCCUCGGUGAUUGACAACAUCCUCUGGACUAUUUUUGAUGCAGAAAUAUUGAACUGUUCCCUUCACUACAUCAGAUUCACAACUUUGAGCAAUCUCAUGGUCGUGAUUAACUCGGCUAUCAAUUUCGUAAUUUACUGCUUGUUUGGCAAACGUUUUCGUCAAGUUUUUGUGAAAAUGUUUAUACCAUGCAAAAAGCGCAAGAACCAGUAUAAAUAUGUUAUGUAUGAAAGUACGAUGAACAGUCGCGUAGGUGGUGUGCAGAAACCCAACGGAAAUGGCAAAAUGUAUGACACAGAAAGCACAUUUUUGUGAUGGUGUGCUGCUUUGCUCAUUCUGUUUCAAUAUCUCUGUAAGAUAUCAUUCAGUUACUAAGUUAAAAGUGCUCUUGGUCUAAGUCAAGAUCCUCCUCCUACAGUCAUGCAUAUUUAUUAGCCGUGUUUAAUUUUGUUUUUAUGUCUACAUAUCCAAACAAUAAACAAA